AUGUCGAUGUCGAUGUCUUCUGUUACAAGUUCUUGGAAAGCCUACGGAAAGAUAGAUGAAGCUGAACAACAGAGGCUGGAAGCACGCCGGAAAUCCAGAAAGAGAAUCGUCAUCAUAAGCUUGUCGUCAAUCUUCCUUGUGGCCGUCAUCGUUGGGGCUGUGGUCGGAACUGUUUCUCAUCAUCAUGAUGGCUCCGCAGGUACCGGUGGUGAAGCUGCUUCAUCAAUUUCGAAUUCCAUCAAGGCCGCAUGUAAAGUGACCUUAUACCCAGACUCUUGUUACACCAGUCUCUAUGCAAUGGUGAAUUCAAGUAACUUCGACACCCCAAAUCUUGCCAAGUUAUCCGUUCAAGUCGCCAUGACCGAACUAUCUAAAGUCUCGGGUAAAGUGUCACAGCUCCAAUCCCAAGGCAAACUUGACAAGAUUUCCGCAGCGGCUCUGCAGAACUGUAUCGAACUUACGGAUCUCGCCAUCUAUCACCUCAAUGACACACUGUACAGCUCCAACUGGGGUCAGCUUACGACGCUUGAAGCAGUGGAUGAUCUGAGAACAUGGCUGAGCGCAGCUGGGACCAACCAGCAGACUUGCCUUGACGGCUUGGAGAAUUCAUCGCAGGAGUUGCAGGCCACUAUGGCCCGAUAUACCCUAAACUCCACGGAAUUCACCAGCAACAGCCUCGCCCUUGUCACCGCUAUAUCCGAUAUCGCCAGCUCCAUCAAUCUGCGACGACGUCGUUUGAUGAGUAGUAGUGGUACUACUAGUACUAGUCACAACGUCGAUGACAGUGAUGGAGAGCACCCAAUGCCGAGGUGGCUCACUUCCAAGGACCGAAAGCUACUCCAAAGUAAUAGCGCGGCGGCAGAUGCGAUGGUGGUGAUUGUGGCUAAAGAUGGCUCCGGCAACUACACCACAAUUGGAGCAGCACUUAACGCGUUGCCGGAGAAGAGCAGCAAGAGGAUUAUCAUCCAUGUGAAGAAGGGGGUCUACACCGAGAAAGUUAUUGUCGACAAGUCUAAAUGGAAUGUAAUGAUGGUGGGUGACGGCAUGAACGUUUCCAUCGUUUCCGGUAGUCUCAAUGUUGUCGACGGCACUCCUACGUUCUCAAGUGCUACAGUUGCUGUGUUCGGGAAAGGAUUCAUAGCAAGAGAUAUAGGAUUCCGCAACACAGCAGGUGCAAUAAAGCAACAAGCAGUAGCCCUUUUGUCAGCAGCGGACGAAUCUGUGUUCUACAGAUGCAGCAUCGACGCAUUCCAAGACACUCUCUAUACCCAUUCCCUACGACAAUUCUAUUGUGAAUGCGAUAUUUAUGGAACUGUAGACUUCAUCUUUGGAAAUGCAGCAGUGGUGUUCCAAAACUGCAAUAUAUGGGCGAGGGUACCAUUAUCUGGCCAACAGAAUACCAUUACAGCCCAAGGAAAGAUUGAUCCCAAUCAAAACACAGGAAUCUCUAUACACAACUGCACCAUAUCAGCCUUUGGAAACUUGGCAUCCGUCAACAGUUAUCUUGGAAGGCCUUGGAAGAAUUAUUCUACCACCGUGUACAUGCGUUCAACAAUGGGAAGCUUCAUUAAUCCUGCUGGGUGGCUAUCAUGGAUGGGGAAUACACCUCCCACCACAAUCUUCUACGCUGAGUUUAGGAACUUGGGCCUGGGAUCUUCAACCAAGAAUAGGGUUAAAUGGAAGGGAUUGAGGAAACUCACCCUUCGUCAAGCAAGACAAUUUACUGUUGGCUCAUUUAUACAAGGGAACAAUUGGCUCCCGCAGGCCGGUGUGACGUACCGAUCUGGCAUGUGA
Molecule: messenger RNA, 1794 nt
Organism: Macadamia integrifolia
Lineage: Eukaryota; Viridiplantae; Streptophyta; Magnoliopsida; Proteales; Proteaceae
Product: probable pectinesterase/pectinesterase inhibitor 46
Exons: 2
Coding region: 1-1794 (597 amino acids)
Biological process (GO): cell wall modification
Molecular function (GO): pectinesterase activity; pectinesterase inhibitor activity
Source: RefSeq, a predicted model, not a curated record